This is a messenger RNA of Racocetra fulgida, 126 nucleotides long. The record is from the annotation of a GenBank genome assembly. Lineage: Eukaryota; Fungi; Glomeromycota; Glomeromycetes; Diversisporales; Gigasporaceae.
UAUCUACGGCUUUUAGUUCUGAACAGACUAGCGAUAAACAACGAAAAUUGGCUGGGCGGCUGUUUGAUCCUGUUUGGAAUCAUUUCAACCAGAUAGAAAAAAAAAAAAGUGGUCAUUAUUCUGCUA